AGCGCGGCCGGUCGGCGGCGCGGAGCGGAGCGGGGGAGUGAGAGCGGGCGAGAGGAGGAUGCUGAAGAGCUGCGGGAGGAAGCUGCUCCUGUCCCUGGUGGGCUCCAUGUUCACCUGCCUCCUGGUGCUCAUGGUGGAGCCGCCGGGGAGACCGGGGCUGGCCCGGGGGGAGGCCGGCGGGGCUCAGCGGGCGCUGCAGAGCUUGGGGGCGGCGGCGGCGGCGGCGGCCCCCCCGGCGGCUCAGGGACCCCCAGGGCUCCGCAGCUUCGCCGAUUACUUCGGGCGGCUGAGCCGGGCCCGGCGGGAGGUCCCCGCCGCCCCCCCGAGCCCCCCGCGCCCGCCGGCGGAGGACAUCUCCCCCCGCGAUGUCUUCAUCGCCGUUAAGACCACCAAGAAGUUUCACAAAGCGCGGCUGGAGCUGCUGCUCGACACCUGGAUCUCCCGCAACCGCGACAUGACCUUCAUCUUCACCGACGGGGAGGAUGAGGAGCUGAAGAAGCAAGCACGAAAUGUCAUCAACACCAACUGCUCGGCCGCCCACAGCCGCCAGGCCCUCUCCUGCAAGAUGGCCGUGGAAUACGACAAGUUCAUCGAGUCGGGCAGAAAGUGGUUCUGCCACGUGGACGAUGACAACUACGUGAACGUGAGGACGCUGGUGAAGCUGCUCUCCAGCUACCCCCACACCCAGGACAUCUACAUCGGGAAGCCCAGCCUGGACCGGCCCAUCCAGGCUACGGAGAGGAUCAGCGAGAACAAGAUGCACCCUGUGCAUUUCUGGUUUGCCACGGGAGGAGCGGGGUUUUGUAUCAGCCGGGGGCUGGCGCUGAAGAUGAGCCCAUGGGCCAGCGGGGGCCACUUCAUGAGCACGGCGGAGAAGAUCCGCCUGCCCGACGACUGCACCAUCGGCUACAUCAUCGAGUCCGUGCUGGGGGUGAAGCUCAUCCGCAGCAACCUCUUCCACUCACACCUGGAGAACCUCCACCAGGUGCCCAAGACAGAGAUCCACAAACAGGUGACGCUCAGCUACGGCAUGUUCGAAAACAAGCGCAACUCCAUCCACAUGAAGGGAGCCUUCUCCGUGGAGGAGGACCCAUCCAGGUUUCGCUCCGUGCACUGCCUGCUGUACCCCGACACGCCGUGGUGCCCCGCCAACGUGGUGUAUUAGGAGACAACUGUGUCCCCUCCAAACCUCGUCCCCCCAAAUUCCCCGGUAUCCGACGGGCGUGCGGGGACCUGCGUGCGGGUGUGUCGGUCCGGCCUGGCUGCCAGGCGGAGGGACGGACGGACAGACAAGACGGACGGACGUCGUUGCUGUGGUAUUGCACAGUGUGUGUGUGUACUGAAGGCUGCUGUGCGGCCACCCCAACCCCCCCAACCACCACCACCACCCCCCUCUUUGCCCG
Molecule: messenger RNA, 1403 nt
Organism: Calidris pugnax (ruff)
Lineage: Eukaryota; Metazoa; Chordata; Aves; Charadriiformes; Scolopacidae
Gene: LFNG
Product: LFNG O-fucosylpeptide 3-beta-N-acetylglucosaminyltransferase
Exons: 8
Coding region: 59-1165 (368 amino acids)
Biological process (GO): regulation of Notch signaling pathway; pattern specification process
Cellular component (GO): Golgi membrane
Molecular function (GO): O-fucosylpeptide 3-beta-N-acetylglucosaminyltransferase activity
Source: RefSeq, a predicted model, not a curated record